Messenger RNA from Cyclocybe aegerita, 339 nucleotides. The record is from the annotation of a GenBank genome assembly. Lineage: Eukaryota; Fungi; Basidiomycota; Agaricomycetes; Agaricales; Hemipholiotaceae.
AUGUCGAGCCCAGCGACGGCGUUCUCAUCCGCACACAGACUCUAUGUAAAAUCGCUUUAUAGACGAUACCUCAAGAACGCCCUGGAUUGGACCGUCAGACGCGACAUUUGGCGAGGGCAGGCGAUGCAAAUUCGGGCAGAGUUCGAGGUCAAUCGAAACGUGUCGGACCCUCGGGGGUUGGCUGAGAUCCUGCAGAAGGCAGAGGCACACCUGGUAGAUAUGAAGCAUCCAGAUCCCUGCGUCGCACCGACUGCCCCCGGCGGCACGAAAUGGGAGCGCAACCUUCCUCCUAGCAUGGCUCCGUUGUACGACCACGAAGCCCAUAGUGCCGCUCACUAG